CACGAUAUUACUUCUGAUUGUGUAGUUUAGAUGCAUCAUCAUUUAUGGUGAGAAUUUACUAUAAAUAUCAGUUUGUCCAAUCCAUUAUCAUACAGAAAUAUUAUCCAAAUCACAUAUCCAACUUUUAAUUCAGCUCAAUUACUGCGCAAAUUUCAAAAUGGUUCUCGUACCUGUGAAGACCCUCGCCAUAGCCAGCCUGGCCGCUCUCGCUGUCGCCAACCCCUUCGAAUUCGUCGUCUAUAAAGAUGGUGCCUGCAAUGGCCCCGUCGCAGACCAGCGCAUAGACCGCCCUAUUGGGAGCUGUACGAACUUCAAAACCGGCGGAUUAUAUGGUGCCCUCAUUCUCGACGAAUACAACAACAAGCCCGGCUGCACCUUCAAGUUCUGGGAGCUCGCUGAUUGUCAUGGGAAGGCGACGGUGCAGCAUAGUGGGAUUACCUGCACUCCUAUUGCGAACAAGGAUGGGCAGUUUUAUUUGACCAAUGGGGCUAGGAGUGCUUCUAUCUCUUGCUAAGGCAAUUAUUACAUAUCAAUGACAACA
Pseudogymnoascus verrucosus is the source of this 541-nucleotide messenger RNA. RefSeq lists its product as uncharacterized. Lineage: Eukaryota; Fungi; Ascomycota; Leotiomycetes; Thelebolales; Thelebolaceae. The transcript has 3 exons. The record is from RefSeq and is a predicted model, not a curated record. The coding region runs from base 158 to 514 and encodes 118 amino acids.